Messenger RNA from Aaosphaeria arxii CBS 175.79, 1356 nucleotides. Its product is annotated as carbon-nitrogen hydrolase. NCBI's taxonomy places the organism in Eukaryota, Fungi, Ascomycota, Dothideomycetes, Pleosporales. The record is from RefSeq and is a predicted model, not a curated record. The transcript has a single exon. Bases 117 to 1232 code for a protein of 371 amino acids. Gene Ontology annotation, molecular function: catalytic activity.
CCGCAUAACAGUAUGUAGUCCGUUACGUGAGCCUUGGUACCAAGACCAUCGCAUUGUCAAACCACGAUCCCUAAGCGUCCCUAUACCGUGUGACAAACCCAAACAACGAAGUGGAUAUGGCUCCCAACGUGCGAGUGGCAGCAUGCCAUGUAUCACCAAUAUUCCUCUCAGCAAUAGCGACAACCUACAAAGUAUUGAAAUUAAUUGAAGAGGCCGCACACUACAAAGCCAACGUAGUCAUCUUCCCCGAAACAUACAUCCCCGCAUUCCCAAUCUGGAGCGCUCUACGCCCACCAACCGACAAUCAUGAAUUCUUCAAAGACAUGGCCCUGGAAUCCAUCUACGCCGACGGGCCCGAGAUGAAAUCCAUCCGCAGAUUGGCCAAGCAGCUCAACAUCAUAGUCAGCAUAGGGUUCUCUGAAAAAGUCCGAUUCAGCAGCGCGACGCUGUACAAUUCCAACAUGAUCAUCAGCGGCAAUGGUGAUGUCCUCGUACACCAUAGAAAACUCAUGCCGACGUUCUUUGAGAAAUUGACCUGGUCGCCUGGAGAUGGACAUGGCCUCCGCACAGCCGACACGCCGUUUGGAAAGAUUGGAAACCUUAUAUGCGGAGAGAACACAAAUCCGCUUGCUCGCUACACUCUCAUGGCCCAGGGAGAACAACUCCACAUCUCAACCUGGCCUGCCAUCUGGCCGACUAGGACUUCCAAGCCUCAGACCGAAUCAGCAGCGGAAACAUCAGGAACAUCAACCGUUGCUCAGGGUGCGGAUUACGACAACGUAGCCGCGAAUCGUGUUCGCGCUGCAGCACACUGCUUCGAGGCUAAAUGCUUCGGCGUCAUGUGUGCUGGAAAGCUGGGCCAGGACGCUAUCGAUGCGAUAUCAUCAGAUGCCAGCCCCAUCGUUCUGCAGACAUUGGAACAAGCUCAGCAGGGCGCGACGAUGUUCCUUGACCCGACUGGUGCGCCACUGCGGGGAUUCAUAUUCGAGGACGGAACGGCUGUGCCGAAGGAUCUGCUACAGAACGAAGAAGGGAUCUUGUAUGCUGAUAUUGAUCUUGACGAUUGCAUCGAGGGGAAGCAGUACCAUGAUGUUGUUGGAGGGUAUCAACGAUUGGAUGUGUUUGAUCUUAAGGUGGAUCGUACUCGGCGGCAUCCCAUCAAUUUUGUAGAGAUUCAGGACUCGGCGUCAUCUCAGGCUCAUGAUAACGAGGAUACUAAGAUGUCAUUGUGAAAGAGCGAUCUUACUUGGCCGGAAUCAGAAUGGAGCAACUCCUCUCACGGCCAGUCUGUCAACACCAAUCUUGCAUCAGCAAUAACGAUAAAAUGAUAUAUCUGAUAAAUGAGAACCAAUUAAU